GCACUUGGCCGAGACUCCGCUGUCUCCCGCCUGCGUGACAGUCAGCGGCGGGAGCGGAAUUAGCCGCUGGUCCCCGGGACCUGCACGUGGAGAGCCAAGCUGAACUCCCAGCUCUGCCGGGUACCCGGCGACAACCCACGAUCCGGACACCGCCCGGCCUUGGGGUUGGUUGUCCUGGGGCUCGACGGCCCGCAAGGAAAGCUGGGUGGGAGGCGGCCCGGGCCCGGGUGCCCCUAGCGCGAUGAGCCCCGCUAAGGGCGGCCGUUGCUUCUGUGGCAGCCUCCGUGGUGGCCUCCCGCGAGCCCUGGUCCCCUCUUCCUCGCGCACCAUGCUGUCCUCCGGCCAGCGGAGCCCGCAGCGCAGCCCACGGCUCCUGCCCAGCCACUGCUAACCCACCAGAGCGCGUUCUUGACCGCGAGGUCAACUGGCCGCGUGGUGCCUCGGGGAGGCGGAACCGUGGUCCCCGGAGCCCCGGCUCCGCCCUCCGACUCUCCAGCUGCCACUGGGCGCGGGGCGGCGAUGGGGGCGCUGCUGGCGCUCUGUCUGCUUGUGGGCUUGCUGCGCUGGGGCCCGGCGGGCGCACAGCAGCCUGGGGAAUAUUGCCACGGCUGGGUGGACGCGCAGGGCAACUAUCACGAAGGGUUCCAGUGCCCCGAGGACUUCGACACGCAGGACGCCACCAUCUGCUGCGGCUCUUGUGCGCUGCGCUACUGCUGCGCUGCAGCCGACGCCAGGUUGGAGCAGGGCGGCUGCACCAACGACCGGGGAGAGCUGGAGCAUCCUGGCAUCACCGCGCAGCCUGUCUACGUCCCCUUCCUGAUCGUCGGCUCCAUCUUCAUUGCCUUCAUCAUUUUGGGCUCUUUAGUGGCGAUCUAUUGCUGCACCUGCUUGAGGCCCAAGGAGCCCUCCCAGCAACCCAUCCGCUUCUCACUCCGAAGCUAUCAGACAGAGACCUUGCCCAUGAUCCUCACCUCCACCAGCCUCAGAACCGCUUCCAGGCAGUCCAGCACGGCCACUAGUUCCAGCUCCACGGGGGGUUCUGUCCGAAGGUUCUCUUUUGCCAGGGCUGAGCCAAACUGCUUGGUACCCUCAUCGCCCCCACCUUACACCACCGGCCACACCAUACACCUAACCCAACCAUCCGGUUUCCUGGUGUCACCCCAGUAUUUUGCAUACCCUCUCCAGCAGGAGCCCCCGUUACCUGGGAAGAGCUGUCCAGAUUUCAGUUCUAGUUGAUGGGCGGUGGCUGUGGCUAGGCCAUGCAGCGAGCAGCAGCCAGGCCGAGUGUCGCUGUCUCGGCCAAGCCACUCUCACUUCUGAGGAAAUUUGUGGUAACCCAUCAUGCUCAUGAAAGGAAGGUCCAGGAAGAUGAAGCACUUUCUGGUCUUGAGGUUCCUGGCUACGAUUACAGGAGGUCUGACCUGGCAAUCAUGGCGAACGUGACAAUGUAGUCACCUCUUGUUAAAAUAUUCAGCAGCUCGAUGCUCAGUUUGCAAGUUGAAAGAAAAUAUCAGCCGUCCUUCGUAGAAAAGCAUCCUGUGUUCGUUUUCCUGUGUUGAAGUAGCACAAACAUAUGCAGAAAUAAGGAAGAACAUACACUUAACUGUAAUUAUAAAGGUUCACUUAAAAAUUAACUGUUAUGUAAACUCGAAGGGCCAGUGAACCACUUAUUUAAAACUUUUGGAGCAAUCUAACCAUAAGUAAUAUUAGUAUGAUGAGAACAUUUACUUCUUAAAUUAAUAACAAAUUUUGUUUAAAGUAUGAGUUUUCUCUUUCCAAAAUACAAGGUUUCAGUAACCGCAUGGGAAGCUUAAAGUUUUAAAUAUAUACUCAGUCAUUCGUCGUAACACAGAUCCUGGGUAAAAAUCACCUCCCCCACCAACCUGAGGGAAUAUUUAUUGCAGACUUUUUGUCCAGCAAUAUUAGCGUUUAAGUUGGACGAUUGGGUCUUAAAACAUUUAUUUGUAUAAAGAAUUAUAUAUAAACAUGAAGAUUUGUAAUUUAAUUUACUUACCACAUUGACAGUACUAAUUAUUUAGAAGUCACACUGUAACUUUGCUCAAAGUCAAGGAGGGCCAUUAGUGUUAAGCAGUCAGUAUUCCACAUUUUAUGUGCCUGUGUUUGAUGUCUGGUGACUACCGUAAGGACCAGGCAAGAAAAAAAUAAAUAAAUUUAUCUGGUUUCCUGAACUCUA
Molecule: messenger RNA, 2194 nt
Organism: Rattus rattus (black rat)
Lineage: Eukaryota; Metazoa; Chordata; Mammalia; Rodentia; Muridae
Gene: Shisa3
Product: shisa family member 3
Exons: 2
Coding region: 520-1236 (238 amino acids)
Source: RefSeq, a predicted model, not a curated record